AUGGCGUCUUCCUCGUCGCAGCGUAUGAUCCAUCAGGAUUAUAUUGCUAGAAUACGAUACUCCAAUGCCUUACCACCACCGCCCAACCCCCCGAAGCUCCUCGACAUCCCCAAUACUGGCCUUGCGAGCGGACAAUACACAACGCCUGGCUUUGCAUCGCGGCUCGCGCGAGAUCAGCCACUAAAUAUUGAAGCUGAUGCCGAGCUUGGUAUGCCAUUAGAUUUGGUGGGAAUGCCAGGUAUCUUCGAUGGCGAUGAGAGUUCUAUCCAAGCUCCAUUGCAUCCUCCGCAACCUCACCCUCAUGAUCGCGCCCUUCUUCGACCUUUAUCAACACUCGGCAAGCCGAAAUUCUCGGAUUCUGGGGUGUCCUUCCUGCGGCGUACUGAAUACAUUUCGUCCUAUACCUCCAAAUCACGCUUCGAAUCUACAACAUCAAGAUCCUUGAUCGACAACACCGGGAAUCGCGCCAAGAGAGCGCCGGGGAAUAUUGACAAGGAUUCACCAGAAUACAUCAAAAGCCAAGCAGUGAAGAGCUUCCAAAUAGCAGCAAACUACCUCAAGAAUCCGAACCAAGUCCGCCAUCCAACGAAACGCAAUGUCAAGCUCCUCGACGCCAACCCCCUUCUCCCUGAUCUCGACUCUUUCCCCGACGCCGGCGGCUACGUAACCAUAAAAUUCAUGACCAACCCCGUCCCACCCAGCACAACUUACGACAUCCGCCUGGAAAAUAGCUUACUGAAGCCCAUGGAUGUGACAGAAGAAGAAGAAGCCGCGAAAGCGGCAGCAGCAGAACUCUAUAACAAAGACCCGGAACGCUACCCACCACCAGACAACACCAUUGAGUACGAAUUCUUCAUGACCGACACGCAGUCCGAGGCGUUGGCAUUCAAACGCAAAUUCGACGCCCUGGAUCCAGAGAAAGAUUCCGAGGAGAUAUAUACGCAGAAGAAUGGUGCUGGAGAUGGUUGUAUCCGCUUCAAGCGGGUACGCGCCUAUGAGAGCGCAUUCGCUACAGGCUCGGCGGCUGAGAAGUACGAGGAAGUCAUCAUCGCUGUUCAUGAUGGCAAGGAUGGACUAAGGCAGAAAGGAGCGUACUAUUAUCCCAUUGUGCAAAAGAGCGGUAUCCGGCCUCAGAGACAGAAGAAUAUCGAUGCGCGGAGGAGGUUCGCGCAGGAGGAACCGAAGAGACAGACGGAUUUCCUGGAUAUGAGGGUCGACGAACCGUUUGAGGAUCUGAAGGGUCAGAGAGAUGUGUAUCGGACGGAGCCGUUCGGGCACGAGGUGGAGGAGGAG
Messenger RNA from Hyaloscypha bicolor E, 1293 nucleotides. RefSeq names its product Paf1-domain-containing protein. NCBI's taxonomy places the organism in Eukaryota, Fungi, Ascomycota, Leotiomycetes, Helotiales, Hyaloscyphaceae. Gene Ontology annotation, cellular component: Cdc73/Paf1 complex. The record is from RefSeq and is a predicted model, not a curated record. Gene Ontology annotation, biological process: transcription elongation by RNA polymerase II. The transcript is spliced from 2 exons. Gene Ontology annotation, molecular function: RNA polymerase II complex binding; chromatin binding. The annotation marks the transcript as partial.